UUAGUGUUAUAUCAGAAUUAUUUAUCCACCCACUGAGUUUCUUCCUACCUUAAGCAGCCAUGGCUACUCUCUCUGAAUUCCUAUCUCGCCUCUACACUGUAGCCACAGUCUUCUUCUGCCUCCUCACACUCGAAGCCGUAAUCCUAUUCCGGUUGGUCACCGGAAGCAUCACCAAUUCCGAUAACCGCGGCGUAAUCAGCACAAGCCAAUAUCUGCAGCUAAUUGAAGAGAAAAAUCCAGCAAUUCUCUAUACCGAAAAGCUUAGGCAGCAAUCGGUAAUAGAAUGCGCAGUUUGUUUAUCGGAAUUUUUGGAAGGGGAAAGUGUUAGGAAAUUGAAAUGCAAGCACACAUUUCACAAGGAUUGCCUUGACAAAUGGUUGCAGCAAUAUUUGGCUACUUGCCCUCUUUGCAGGACCAAGGUUUUGCCUGAUGAGAUUGUUGCUGAUUAUCAUCAACUUCAAGAUCAGAUCGAUCACUAUGACGGGAGUGAUGAAGAGAUGAUUUUCUUGCUUUCUGCUUUGCAUGGUAAUGGUUUACAGAGAAUUUUCUAGUUUCUUUUCCUCCUCCAUGUGCAAUUAGCAACCAUAGAUGUUAGUCUUAUUAGAUACUUAGUUAUCCUAUUAAUUAUUUACUUAUAAUUUUAUCUUCCAAAAAUUAAAGAAAUAACUUUCUAGAUCUUUAUGAUCAUAAUUUGUUACUUAUAAUAAAAAAAAAAAAAAUUCAAAAUGGGUGUUUGCAUUGCGUUUCUCUGAAGCUCUAGGGAUGGCAAAAUUUUCGAAUUUGAUUCAAUUUAUUUCGAAUUUAUCAA
This is a messenger RNA of Hevea brasiliensis (rubber tree), 808 nucleotides long. Its product is annotated as probable E3 ubiquitin-protein ligase XERICO. The record is from RefSeq and is a predicted model, not a curated record. Bases 60 to 551 code for a protein of 163 amino acids. Lineage: Eukaryota; Viridiplantae; Streptophyta; Magnoliopsida; Malpighiales; Euphorbiaceae. The transcript has a single exon.